Messenger RNA from Triticum aestivum (bread wheat), 1013 nucleotides. Its product is annotated as RNA-binding protein 1. Gene Ontology annotation, molecular function: RNA binding. The record is from RefSeq and is a predicted model, not a curated record. Lineage: Eukaryota; Viridiplantae; Streptophyta; Magnoliopsida; Poales; Poaceae.
CAGCAGCAGCAGCAGCAGGCGGCCGCGCCGUCGCUUAAGCGCGCGCGCCCAGACUACGGCGAUGGUCCUGGAGGACAAGAGAUGGCAGGAUAUUAUCCGCGGGAAAAUGCAGGUUACCACUCACUUAGAGACAAUGAAGCAAUUGGAGCAUCUUAUGACCGCUACUUACGCAAUGGGAUGCCUUCUGUGGCAGCCAAUGAACCAAGUAGGGCAGUUGUUGGUGCCAUGGGUGGAGGUGCAAUGGUUGGUGGUGGAAUGAGUGGAUAUCCUGUUGAUGAUCGCCGUAUGAUGGGUGUCGUUGGUAUGGACAGCAGAGCCAUGGGGUAUGGUGCAAGACCUGAGCCUCCUCUCCCCCCGGAUGCAUCCAACACUUUGUAUAUUGAAGGUCUGCCUGCAAACUGCACUCGUAGGGAGGUUUCACAUAUAUUCCGCCCUUUUGUUGGUUUCCGUGAAGUGAGGCUUGUCAACAAAGAGUCAAGACACCCUGGUGGAGAUCCUCAUGUCCUGUGUUUCGUUGAUUUUGAUAGCCCUGCCCAAGCUACUAUUGCACUUGAAGCCCUGCAAGGUUAUAAGUUUGACGAACACGAUCGUGAAUCAGCCCAUUUAAGGCUGCAAUUCUCGCGCUUUCCUGGUCCGAGGUCAGCUGGUGGGCCUCGUGGUAGGCGUUAAGUCGUGCGGGUCAGGUGGUUGGCGAACCUACCGAUUAUUCGAGCGAUCGAACCUGCUUGGUGUAACGCUUUGCGCUGAAUUCUCCGCCGGUGGCUCGUAGCGUUCGUCAGCCGAUGUCGUGAAAGCGUGAAAAGGACGAUGCAAUAAUCUCGCUGUUCAGUAUCCAUUAGAUUCUCGGGGUCGCAUGUGUGUCUGCUUUAGUAUUUAUGGUCUACUGUAUUUUGUUAUCUCGCGGCGUGACCCAGACAAUACCGGUCUUUUAUCAUGUGUAACGCUAACUUUCUUAAAGCACUUGCUUGUUUGUUUAGCCAUGCUAGUAAUAUCAACUCUUCUCUUCGUCUUCC